AUGCGUGGAGCGAGCACGGGGCGAGAUCCCUCUCCCCAAGCUCCCGAGUCUGCGGGCACUGUGCCCAUGAAUUCUUCCGAGAAUGUCGCCCCUGGGCCGGAAUCAACACCGGGUCAGACGGCCGCCGGUGUCGAGAGUCCUGAUGUGAACCCGACCGCACCCUCUCCACCAACCUCAUCAGCGGUCGCAUCUCCUUCAAGCUCGGCGGAACCCGCCCAGAAUAACGAAACCCCGAAGAAGAACCACCUUCUCAUUCCAAUUCCCUCUCGUCGGUCCUCCAAGGCCUCGAAAACGGAUAAGCAACCUGUCUCAGAGAAGACGGAGGACCCGGGGCAGGCAGAGCCCGCGCGCCGAGGAUCGAAAGUUAGUAUAUUGAAAGUGCGCAGAGACCGCAGUCGCGCAAGCAGCAGGCGGUCGCGACGGGGAAGCCCCGAUGCUCCAAAAGUCGAGAAGCCUCGGGAGUCCACCGCCGAUGCCGCCACCCCAACCACCCCGGAUAUGAACGGCCACCCUCCACCCGCGAAAAAGAGGGGUCUCUUCGGCUUCUUGAGCUGCUGCUCUUCCGGGGUGGAUGGCGAUGAUGAGCCACCGGUACCGCCCAAGGCAUCGAAUAAGGAGCCCGCCCCCGCCAGGCUUGCGACCCCCGACAAGACCGAGGUCAACGCCGGCGAUUCGAGCACUGCCGAGUCCAAAGAACCCGCUUAUUAUGAUGAGAAGUCUAACGCGAUAUCAAACGAAGAUUCUUCUCAUGCGCAAAAGGCCCCAUCGAUCGCCGAUGUGCAAAGCGAAGGCCAAUCAGCAGGAACUCAGCCCGACAGCUCUGCCAAAGAAAAAGAGGAUCAAAUCGAGAGUGUAAAGGCGAACGGGGUUGCAACUGAAUCCAAAGCGGAUGGACCGUCAUCUGAAGAUCAGACUAGCGCUCCGGAACCUGUCCCUGCCGAAGUGACUUCGAAGAAACUGGGAGAUUCGGCCGAGGAUGCCCCGUCGCACGAGGAAAAUGAGGUGAUCCAUUCUGCUCCGGUGUUGCCUCCACCUCCGCCUCCCCCAUUGCCCGUGCCGAAUCCCCCUUCAGUGUCAGAUCGAGACGAUGGGCAAUGGUUGCUGCCCCCAGCUGUGCCAGCUUUACAGGGCCGAAAGUGCCUGGUUUUGGACUUGGACGAGACAUUAGUUCACAGCAGCUUCAAGGUUCUCGAGCGUGCUGAUUUUACCAUCCCUGUCGAGAUCGAAGGUCAAUACCAUAACAUUUACGUGAUUAAACGCCCUGGUGUGGACCAAUUCAUGAAACGGGUGGGCGAGCUGUAUGAAGUCGUAGUGUUUACAGCUUCCGUAUCAAAGUAUGGCGAUCCGCUUUUAGACCAGCUUGAUAUCCAUAAUGUUGUUCACCACCGAUUGUUCCGAGAGAGUUGUUACAAUCAUCAAGGGAACUAUGUCAAGGACCUUUCCCAAGUCGGUCGUGACUUGAAGGAUACGAUCAUCAUUGACAAUUCUCCGACUUCUUACAUCUUCCAUCCUCAACACGCAAUACCCAUCAGCAGCUGGUUCUCUGACGCUCACGACAAUGAACUGCUUGACCUAAUCCCCGUUCUCGAGGAUCUUGCGGGGGCUCAAGUCCAAGAUGUCAGCAUGGUCUUGGACAUCACCCUGUGA
Penicillium chermesinum is the source of this 1647-nucleotide messenger RNA. RefSeq names its product putative general stress response phosphoprotein phosphatase Psr1/2 (gene psrA). Lineage: Eukaryota; Fungi; Ascomycota; Eurotiomycetes; Eurotiales; Aspergillaceae. The coding region runs from base 1 to 1647 and encodes 548 amino acids. The transcript is spliced from 5 exons. Gene Ontology annotation, cellular component: plasma membrane. The record is from RefSeq and is a predicted model, not a curated record. Gene Ontology annotation, molecular function: phosphoprotein phosphatase activity.